Penicillium roqueforti is the source of this 2343-nucleotide messenger RNA. RefSeq names its product Elongator subunit ELP2. Gene Ontology annotation, cellular component: elongator holoenzyme complex. The record is from RefSeq and is a predicted model, not a curated record. The transcript is spliced from 3 exons. Bases 1 to 2343 code for a protein of 780 amino acids. Gene Ontology annotation, molecular function: protein binding. Lineage: Eukaryota; Fungi; Ascomycota; Eurotiomycetes; Eurotiales; Aspergillaceae. Gene Ontology annotation, biological process: tRNA wobble uridine modification.
AUGGUCGCCGUCGACACAGAAUAUAUCAGCGUGGGGGGAAACCGGCACCCUGGUGCCGCGGAUUGGGAUGCGCAGACAGGCUUGCUCGCCUUCGGUGCGGACAACAAUGUCGCCUUAUGGGAUCCUCUAGACAAGAAUGAUCGUGGCAUCCAUGCUCUGCUUGUGGGCCAUACCGACAAAGUCAGCGUCGUUCGAUUUUAUACAUGCCCCGCCUCAGGAACGAGAUUUAUCGUCACCGGCUCCGUCGACCGCACAAUACGGGUAUGGAAAAAAGACGAUGCCGAUCCCCACAACUAUGUACUUGCAUCUACCCUUGAGGGUCACACGGGCUCCGUGAAUGCGAUUGCUGUCGCCGAUGGAACGGAUAUCAUCGCAUCUGGAGCGGCUGAUGGGACGGUCCGGACCUGGAGAAUAAAUGCACAGGAUGGGUUGAAAUGCGAGCUACUUGAAAUGAUCACAAUGGUACCAAGGUUCUUCCCACUAUCUCUAUCAUUGCAGGGACUUGAAGGCGACUCGGACAAGCCAUUGGUGUUGGCCGUUGCAGGUACAACGACCAAGGUUCAUAUUUACGUCUCGGAAACCUCCAUCGGCAAGCCAGAAUUCAAGCAUCGGGCCGUACUUGGGGGACAUGAAGCCUGGAUUAAGGCUCUUGCGUUCACUCAGGACAAGCAGAGCAACGGCGAUAUCCUGCUAGCGUCUGCAAGUCAAGACAGAUACAUCCGUCUCUGGCGACUUCGUCGGGGUGAAGCAAGUGUACCUGCUCCAAUAGACGAUACAGAUCCUCUGCUUGGAGGAAUGGAGCCUACGCUAUCGAACAAAGCCCAUGAGUUUGAGGCUGCAGGAUCGAAAUACUCAAUUACUUUCGAGGCUCUUCUCUUUGGGCAUGAAGAUUGGAUUUAUACUAUUGCGUGGAAUCCUGAUUCGAAGCGGCAGCAACUUCUUUCGGCAUCGGCUGAUAAUACCAUCACAAUUUGGGAACAAGACCAAGCAUCAGGCGUCUGGAUGUCCACAGAGAGAAUGGGAGAGAUCAGUGUCCAAAAAGGAUCUACCACGGCGACUGGUAGUGCAGGUGGCUUCUGGAUUGGGCUCUGGUCACCAGAUGGGAGGCAGGUGAGGUUUGGUAUUUCGGGUCAUGUGCGCUCCGCAAACGGUUUACAAUGGGAGCCCACUGGAGGCUACCUGCUUUCAACGAGUUCAGACCAAACCACGCGGCUUCAUGCAAAGUGGGUACGGGGAAAUACAGGUUCAUGGCAUGAAUUUUCCCGCCCUCAGAUUCAUGGGUACGAUUUGAACUGUGUCGAUACUCUGGGUCCCUCACAGUUCGUGACUGGUGCAGAGGAGAAGCUCUUGCGUGUGUUCAACGAGCCCAAACAAAUUGCUCAGUUGCUCGAGAGACUCACUGGGUUCAAACAAUCGAAUGAUCAGGACCUCCCAGACACUGCUGAGAUUCCAGUGCUGGGUCUUUCGAACAAGGCACUUGGAGAUGAGGCACCAGUGGAAGAGGACGGGGAAAAAGCCCCAACUGAGGCGCCAGUCGCCUCUGCCUUGCUAGCUGCCAACCACCCGCCGCUGGAGGACCAGUUGUCUCGUUACACCUUGUGGCCGGAGCAUGAAAAGCUCUAUGGCCAUGGUUAUGAGAUAUCAGCAGUGGCAGUAAGCCAUGACCGUAGGCUCAUUGCUACUGCCUGCAAGGCCAGCUCGAUUGACCAUGCGGUAAUUCGCCUCUACGAUACGUCAGACUGGCAUGAGAUCAAGCCUUCUCUCACUGCGCACUCGUUAACCAUCACGGACCUCUCAUUCUCGAGUGACGAUCGUUAUCUUCUCAGUGUUGGACGAGAUCGCCAAUGGGCGGUCUUCCAGCGGAGCGAUACAGACCCAACUACCUUUACAAACUUCAGCUUGAACCCUAAGGGUCACUCUCGAAUGAUCCUAGGUGCGGCCUGGGCCCCAGCUACAACAGACUAUGUCUUUGCUACGGCAGGACGUGACAAAUCUGUGAAGAUCUGGCAAAAGUCUGAAGACACUUUCGUUUGCAAAACGACCGUGGCCCUGACAUCGGCCGUCUCAGAAAUUGCUUUCUUGCCCAUAAUAUACAAAGGCACAUACGUUAUUGCUGUCGGCGAGGAUAAUGGUGUCAUCUCCAUCCACCGGAGUGCUGCUGAUACCCUCGAAGCACAGCACGUCGUGACCAUUGACAAAGAGGUCUCGCCCUCAAAGACGAUUACUCAAUUAUCAUGGCGACCAGUGCCGGCUGCAGAGGAUAGCAGAGAUCGAUUCGAAUUGGCGGUGGCAAGUGAAGACACGUCCACACGGAUAUAUGCUAUCUCGAACAUGCUCUCAUGA